UUGGAGCUAUUGAGCUUUAUUUCCUGGGAGUUUGUGAAAUUCUGCUGUCAGUUUAAAAUCCUUCGCUGAGCUGCCGCCUUCAAAAAAAAAAAAAAACACACAAGAUCGAGGUCACCACUCGAAUCGCAUUACGGUGUAACAAGCAUGGCAUCUCCCUCCCCUCGCUGUACCCCCAGAAAGCUGCGCAGAAUAAUGAGCAGUAAACCGGCCGGGCCAGCGGACAGGCAGGAAAGAGGGUGUCCAACUGGAACUGACAAAAGAUGGGAGGGUGUCGCCAUGGCAGCGGCCGAACCGUUUGAGUCACAUGGUCGGGGAGCUCUCUUGAAUCUGGCGAGAGGAGGCUCGGAGGAGGCUUUCUUCCCAGUUUUGGACGCCGAUGGCAGCGAAAUGAGCGGAGCCCCGAUGGCGGAGAGACUCCAUCUGAACAGGACGAUAGGUUUUGAACCACAGGACGGGGAGGUGGACGCGCCCAUGUUUGAGGUCAGAGUGUUCAACAUCGUCAUCAUCGGCCUGGUCUUGUUCGUUCUCGCCGUCGCCGGCCUGUACUGCGUCAGCAUCUGCUACAGCCGCAGCAGGCAGUCAAAGAGAGCCCUUAUUUACGAGAGCGCCGUGAGUCGUGGCGAGCCGGAAAAUCCGGUGGCGGUCAAAGCUGUGAAGCGGUCGACCAGCUUCAUCAACCCUCUGGCGUUCUUCAGGAGGCCGGAGGCUGCAAAGGACAACUCCAGGGUCUACUUCAUCUACAGCAACCCUCUGCCCGUGGGACUGAACGAGGAAGAGGAGGAGGAACACAAAAAAGCCACCAGCACCACCGGCGGUGGCGGCGGCAGACCGCAGCAGCAGACUUUGCUGACAAUGCCGCCGUCGUUACGAGAGUACGCCAGCGACCCCAGCAGCGGAUUCAUCCUGGACCCUCCCAUAUUUUACAUGCAGCUUUAAACAAUUAGAAGAAAAGAAAUGGCUAUGAAGUUAAUCUCGUCUGUAGCUUUGUCCACUAUCAGAACCUUGUAGGUUAAAAUCUUCCGUUUCAUUAACGCAGUGUAAAAAUGCAAGAGCCAGGAGAAAAGUUUUGACUUUAUGAUAACCCGGACUCAAAAUACGAGUCAUGGCCGUGUAAUUCUUAUAUUUAAAACUGAAAAAAUCCCACAACAUAUCUCCAUAAGGACAAAUGUAUUAACUUAGCUUUUCUUUUUUUCCUUUUAUCAAACAUUGAAAUGGAUAGUUGUGGUACAAUAAACAUGUUUUCCUAUCA
Messenger RNA from Xiphophorus hellerii (green swordtail), 1249 nucleotides. RefSeq lists its product as uncharacterized. The record is from RefSeq and is a predicted model, not a curated record. NCBI's taxonomy places the organism in Eukaryota, Metazoa, Chordata, Actinopteri, Cyprinodontiformes, Poeciliidae. The transcript is spliced from 4 exons. Bases 145 to 936 code for a protein of 263 amino acids.